GUCAUGAUGAAAGAAGCGGUAGUUGAUGAUAGUGAUGUUUUGAGAGGACUUCUAGAAUUUGCAAACAGGAAUCUCAUACACAGUGUCGUCAUCGGUGCAUCCAACAAGAACGCUUUGUCAAGUCUCAAAAAAUUUAAAACAUAUCAUUUUGAUAUACCAACAGCCAUGAUGAAAUCAGCCCCAGAUUUUUGCUCUGUAUACAUAAUUUCCAAAUUGAAGAUUGUGUCAGCUCGAUCAGCAGCAAGAUCAGUGGCAAAAAAUUUUAUGUCCCCAGCAAAACAAUAUCCUGUGCCGGCAGGUCCAUCUAUUGAUUCAGAAGGAGGAUCAUUAAGGGGACAAUCAAGUAGGAGUAGGGGCACUUAUGAAGGACAAGAAGCAAUAAGAUCACAAAUACGUGAGAAGCCAAGAAGUGCAGGAAGUAAUAUGUCAAUGGAGAGCAUUGAUAUACAAUCUCGUCCACGACAUUGGUCAAUGGAUGAAAGAGAAAUUUCGGGGCUUGGGCAAAUGGAUGCAAUCAAACGAGAACCUGAGUCAUCAUCAGAUGGCACAACAUCAGCUUCCAAUUCUAAAGAGCUGGAAGCCGAGAUGAAAAGAUUGAGGCUCGAACUGAAGCAGACUAUGGACAUGUACAGUUCAGCUUGCAAACAAGCAAUCUCAGCCAAAAAUCAGGCAGAACAGAUUCAUCAAUGGAAACUGGAAGAGGGACGUAAGGUUGAGGAGGUUAGGUUGUCUCAAGAGGCAGCUCUUGCAAUGGCAGAAAAGGAGAAGGCUAAAGCCAAAGCUGCAUUGGAAGCAGCUCAGGAAGCCAGGAAGAGGGCUGAAGAGGAAGCACAAAGAAGAAAGGAUGCAGAGAUGAAGGCAAAGAAAGAGGCAGAAGAGAAAGAUCGAGCAUUAACUGCAUUGGCUCAAAAUGAUAAUCGAUAUAGAAAAUACACCAUAGAGGAGAUUGAAGAAGCCACAGAAAAGUUUUCCCCUUUAAAAAAAAUAGGUGAAGGUGGAUAUGGGCCUGUAUAUAAAGGCCAACUUGAUCACACCCCAGUUGCAAUUAAAAUUUUGAGUCCUGAUGCAUCUCAGGGCAGAAAGCAGUUCCAACAAGAGGUUGAGGUACUAAGCGCCAUUAGACAUCCUAAUAUGGUCCUACUCCUUGGUGCAUGUCCUGAGCAUGGGUGCUUGGUGUAUGAAUUCAUGGAUAAUGGUAGCUUAGAAGAUAGAUUAUACCGGAAAAAUAACAGCAGGCCUAUUUCAUGGAGGAAACGAUUCCAAAUAGCUGCAGAGAUUGCCACUGCACUCCUUUUCCUUCACCAAAACAAGCCAGAGCCUAUUGUGCACAGAGACCUUAAACCAUCGAACAUUCUCUUGGACAGAAAUUAUGUGAGCAAAAUCAGUGAUGUUGGUCUUGCAAGACUAGUCCCUCCUUCUGUAGCUGAUACUGUCACACAAUAUUACAUGACUUCAGCUGCUGGAACCUUUUGUUACAUUGAUCCUGAGUAUCAACAAUCGGGGAUACUAACAACAAUGUCAGAUAUAUAUUCAUUGGGCAUAAUGCUAUUGCAGAUAAUCACAGCCAAGCCUCCAAUGGGUCUUGCUCACCAAGUUAGAAGGGCAAUUGAAAAGGAGAAGUUUGAAGAUGUGCUUGACCCUGUGGUGACUGAUUGGCCAGUAGAAGAAGCUAAAGCAUUUGCCAAAUUGGCAUUGAGUUGUUCAGAACUCAGCAAGAAGGACAGGCCAAAUCUUGCAACAGUUGUGUUGCCAGAACUUAACAGGUUAUGCGAUCUUGGAUUUACUUUACCCAAUGAUCAAGUUACUAUUAGUGAUGAGCAAAGCUCAAGCUAUGCGGCACGCCCUCCCACACCAACUGGAAAUCCACAUUCAAAGACGUCCAAAUAG
This is a messenger RNA of Abrus precatorius (Indian licorice), 1887 nucleotides long. RefSeq names its product U-box domain-containing protein 35-like. The record is from RefSeq and is a predicted model, not a curated record. Bases 4 to 1887 code for a protein of 627 amino acids. Gene Ontology annotation, biological process: protein phosphorylation. Lineage: Eukaryota; Viridiplantae; Streptophyta; Magnoliopsida; Fabales; Fabaceae. Gene Ontology annotation, molecular function: protein kinase activity; ATP binding. The transcript is spliced from 6 exons.